This is a messenger RNA of Periconia digitata, 1343 nucleotides long. The record is from the annotation of a GenBank genome assembly. NCBI's taxonomy places the organism in Eukaryota, Fungi, Ascomycota, Dothideomycetes, Pleosporales, Periconiaceae.
CACUGCAAAGUGACUGAUGGCGCUUAUCACGUACUCCGCUCUUUCACAAAGUUUCUGCAAUUCUCAUCGCUCGCCAUGCACGUCCUUCUCAUUUUCAGGCCAUUAACAUUCCCCACGAAUUCGGACUCUUGGACUCGGCAUCGGAACGGAUACCUUACGGCCUAAACUGAGACGAAUGCAGUAUACAAAUCGCAUACGCUAUAGUAUAUACUAAGCUUAUACUCUGUUCCAAUACCCACCGUAGGAUGUGUCUCGCGUCAUUGUUCUACAGUUGAGGGUGCGUCAGCCGGCUUCGCGCGGAACACGUGAAUAGAUCAAUCGACAAGCGCUUGCAAGCCGCGCAAUGCUGUACCGCCCGCCUCGAUGCGCACCGAUUCGCUGGAGGUACCCCAUCAUCAUCGCAUCUCAUUACAAAAUACGAAUCCUUCGAGGAUUAUUCCCCAACAUGGUUUGGACACUAGUCAUGGACGCAACCAGAACAUGAACCGCAGUCGCCUAAUGUCAGUUCUAUUGUAGCCGCGCAAAACACUCAAACCUCACUGCAGCCCCUGUCUUAUAAAAUGUCCCAUGAAGGCAAUUUUAUACCCAGUCUCUCCUAGGAACGUGAAUGUCAGAUAAUGAGCGCCAGCCACCCUCAAUGCAAAGACACCAGAAAUACGCUUAAAACAAGUACUUUCGUAUUACAAGUAGUAUUAGCACAUUAUAAAAAACUAACAAAUAAUUAUAGAGCUGUAAGUUAGCAUAGAAUACUUAUAAUAGUAAGGAAUUGUAUAGUUGACUGCGCAUUUGACGUGGUGACGUAUAUGACGUUCCAACGAUCCAGUGGAGAUGUGCGGAUUUGUGGUGUUCAGCGUCUUGAAGGACCAUGGUACGCUCGUCGCCCUCUGCGAUAAUAAAAAAGAGCAGAGUUCCCACAAGGCUUUCCAUUUCUAUUAACCCUCGCCCACCUCACUGUAAUUAGGUAAUUUAGUUAGCGCAUGUCACUUCAAAACAUCCCACUCCCCGAAUGGGUCAAUCGACCAUUCGGCAUUCCUCCACCAUGGUGGGAGCUCGCGUUCAAAGUUCCAGCGUACCAGGUCUGGGCACAGGAAGGCGGUGUGGCAGAAUUUGCAAGAGCUCAUGGACUUGAGCCAAAUUUCACAGACGACGUGACGGGAAUCCCUUUUGAGAAAUACGUUCUUUUCCGGCAUACUGUCUACAAAAUCCCGGAGGUUAAAGAUCUUGUUGAUAUGAUCCAGGAAGAAUACGAGGAUAAUCGCCCAGAUAUCAACCUACUAUUAAUGGAGGACUCGCUGUAUGAAGAUAGCAAUGGGGAGGGUACACCAGUAAAGGAUAAAGAAUAG